This is a messenger RNA of Puntigrus tetrazona (Sumatra barb), 4035 nucleotides long. It is a transcript of the gene mybl2a, whose product is annotated as v-myb avian myeloblastosis viral oncogene homolog-like 2a. Bases 1509 to 3890 code for a protein of 793 amino acids. Gene Ontology annotation, molecular function: protein dimerization activity; DNA-binding transcription factor activity, RNA polymerase II-specific; RNA polymerase II cis-regulatory region sequence-specific DNA binding. The transcript has 7 exons. The record is from RefSeq and is a predicted model, not a curated record. Lineage: Eukaryota; Metazoa; Chordata; Actinopteri; Cypriniformes; Cyprinidae. Gene Ontology annotation, biological process: regulation of DNA-templated transcription. Gene Ontology annotation, cellular component: nucleus.
GCGCAGGAGCUGUGCGCGCGGGCUCAGGACACAGCAGUUGGAGGUUAGGCUCGUGCGAGGCAAACAAAACGACACACACGCCGUCAGAUUUCCCUACAGUCGCGUACGUCUUUCGUUAGAAUAGCGAGUUUACGUCUUUAAUAAACGUUGACAUUUUACAAACUCCUGCGGGACAGUGAAGAUAUGCCCGGGCGAGUGUGUGGGUAAGAAAGAGAAACAACAGUUUAAAAGUGUGCCGUUAAAUUGCUGCAAAUGUUGACUAGUGAACAAAUGACACAAUUAUUUCCGUCAACAAACUGGCUCUUAAAGCAGCUGUCGUUAAAUCUAUCGGUAGAUGUAACGUUAGGGAUGUGAGCGGCCGUUGCGCUAACUGUCGAAGUUUCGUCGCGUUAUUUUAGUAUCUGAAAUGUAUCAAAACCGCUUCAGUUAGAGAGAAGAGAUAUUGUUAUUGUGCUAAUAUUAAAGCAUUCGCUAUUAUAAACUAAAAAUGUCUUCUACAGAGCGGGUUUAACAGUAUAACUUUUGUCUUUUCCAGAGGAAGUGUUGGUUAACGUUAGUUUACCUCUGAACUAGCCAGGAAUGCUAAUCAUGAAGUUUAUUUUCUCAAAUCGCUCAGUCUCCCAGGCUAUGUAGGGCACUUUAGGUUUUAAAGUGGUGUUCUAGAAAAGUUUAGUUUACAUUUUGUUAUCUGCACUUCAUUGUCUAUCUAUGUAUAAUCUGCUGUGUUCACUAACGGUCGAACAGUGCGGUUAGAACUGCCCCCAUGAAAUUAGCAAAGAGUUAGCCUUCUGGGCGCAAACUAACAUCAUAACAUCUCGUUUAGGAUUUUUCAUUUUCAUCAAAAUAAAUUGUAGCAGUUCUCUUGGACUCAGUCAUAUUGAAAUAAAUACGCUGUAUUUUCAGGCAAAUGGCUGACGAUUGAUAGGAUUGACGUCUUCUUUAAAAUUUUGUAAAGACAAACGAAAGCACACUAAAAAGAUGGAAAGGGAUAGUUUGCACAAAGAUGAAGAGUCAGUCAUCACGUACACACGCUGAAGCUGUUUCAAACGAUGAUAUUUUGGAUCAGUUGAAGUCAAUGAAUGAUUUGGUUACCUACAUUCUUUAAUCUUGUGUUUAGCAGAAGAAACUCAUACAGGUGUGAAACAACUCGACGUGGAGUAAACAUCAUUUUGGAUGAUCUGGAGUUCACUUCUACUUCGCUCAAAUUUGAUAAAAGUUGAUCAAAGUCAGAGCUGAUCUUUUUUCAAAAUUGGCAAAUAUAUGAUGCACGGUGUUAAAAAACAGAUUAUACAAGUUGUGUAUUCCUCUAGCUAAACACACUCGUACAGAAAUGCUGUAUUAUCUUCAAAAAUCACUCUUAGUAUUAAACAAAUUUGGUGGUAACUCAAUAAUACAUUUUAAUUUUUAACUAAUUCGAUUCUUUAAAAAUUUUAGGCUGAGUAUUCUGUGACUGAAGUAUACUUUGAAAGCACAGCUCCUUGAAAGGGAAAGUAAGUGUAAGAGAAGCUAUGGUAAGUCUUAAACCUAAGGGUGUGACUGAUCCUGAGUCUGAUAAUGAUGAAGAUGUUGAGCGCCUGAAGAGCAAAUGGACUUCAAAAGAGGAUGAAAGACUUGCGUCCCUCGUUGGAAGGUUUGGAAAGGAAGAGUGGGAAAUCAUUUCAGGAUUCCUACCUGGACGCUCUGCGCAGGAAUGUAAAUACAGAUUUACCGUUGUGUUAGACCCAGAGCUCGUUAAAGGAACAUGGACCAAAGAAGAAGAUGAAAAGCUCAUUCAGCUGGUGUCUUUGUAUGGUGACAAGAAGUGGAGCACAAUCGCAAAGCACCUGAAAGGCAGAAGGGGCAAACAGUGCCGCGAGCGAUGGCAUAAUCACCUCGACCCUUCUGUGAUUAAGACCCCCUGGACAGAAGAGGAAGAUCUUAUGAUCAUAAAAUGCCAUUGUAUGCUGGGAUCUCGGUGGGCACAGAUUGCAAAGUUUCUUCCUGGAAGGACUGAUAAUUCCAUAAAGAACCACUGGUAUUCAACCUUAAGACGUAAAAUGGACAAGGGCACCUACAAGAUGGAGGACGUUGACUUGAGUGAUAUUGGACUCUACUUGUCACAAAAAGAAACCACUUCUUCCACAAAUCAUGAAAAGUCAAAGAGCACAGCAGAGCCACUACCCAAGGUGAAGGAGAUGAAGACGAUUUUACAAAAAACGCUGGAUGCAAACAGUCCUCCCCUCUACCCAUGUUCCUCUUCACCGUCCAGCUCCAGAAGUCCUUCUGCUGUGCUGCCGCAGCAUAAAGCUUUUGUUGAUGAGGUUUUGCGAUUGCUUGCAGAGGACAUGCUGCCCCUGAGUUUCACUGAAGGCUCUGGGUUUCGUCAGUUCAUGUCCUCCAUUUGUCCUCAACACCCACAGCUUUCACAGCGCACCAUAGCUUUAGAGCUUUAUAAUGUUGUGGAGAAAACCAUCAAGCCACAGCUGAUCCAGCAGCUCAUGAAGUGUGUGUCUUUGAGUGCGGGUCGUAAUGUUGUUCACAUCACCGCUGAUAUUUGGGCUGGUGAACACUCGGAACCGCUUCUCGCCAUUCAGAUGCACUUUCUUGAUGAUGACUGGAACGUUCACAGACCGACUGUGGCUUUUCGCCAGUUGCAGUCUAAUCAGUUUACAGCAAAGAUCGGAGGAGAGCUUGAAUCAGUUCUACUGAGCUAUGGGCUUUUCCCACAUAACAUUGGCUACAGCAUUAUCCACGAGGCCAAGAACACUAUUGCUACACAUGAUGUUUUCUGUGACUACAAGAUCAUGCAUUCUGCCCAAAAGAACGAAGCAGACGAAGAGGAGUUAUUGCAUUUUCUUGAUGACCAAUUCGCCAUUGAUGAUUACUCUAUAGCUGAAAUCUCAUGCAGCAAACAUCUGGAUUGUAUUACAACACUACUGCAUUGUGUAAUGAAGGAGGCACUGAAGAAGUCCAGAGUUGUUGAGCGCAUCCUCCUUGAGAUACAAAGCGUGGUUUCUUUUUUCCGCCGCAGUGCCUACUGGCUCGAGGUCUUUGCACGGAAAUGCAAGCUCUCACAGUCCAUUUUUUGCAGCACAAGCAGCUCCUCGUGGAAUUCCACCAUCACCAUCAUUCGUGAAAUAAUGCAGGAGUCCGUAUGGGACCUGGUGAUGACCCUUCUCAAUCAAGCUCGCACAGAGGCAAACAGCUGCCACGUUUGUCCACCGGUAGUUCAUGUUGCACGAGAGCAGGUGGUGGACUUUGUUGGCUUGGUGGAGCCUUUUGAAGAAGUGGUGCAGGUGCUUCAGGAAGACGCUUUCACGUUGUCCCUCGUCAUUCCUUCCAUUGUUGGACUCGAUAAAACUCUCGAGACCAGAGCCACAAGCUUCAGCCUUUUCUGCUCAGCCCUGCGCUCUGGUCUACGUUCUUACUUCCAGCCUCUGAUUUUGCGAAGAGAUUUUAUUCUAGCCACUGUUCUGGACCCUCGAAUCAAGCUGCAGCCCUUUGACAGCGGAAAAGAGAAGUUCAAGAGUACCACACUGUUUACGCCCUCCAAACAGCGUGCCACUUCAGUUGUGGAGUCAGCAUUAAGCGAAAGUAGUACUGCUACAGAAGUGAGCUGUGAUAAAGCAAUGAACGUGUCUGAGCUGCGUCAGUAUUUAUCAGAGCCCUUGUGUGAGGGAGAGGUUUCUGUCCAGGCCUUUUGGAAAGAAGCUACCUGCUUCCCUCGCCUACGGAGCGUCUGCCGCAAACUGUUGGCCGUCCCGGCAUCUUCAGGGGGCUUUAAAAGACUGUUUCCUCUAGCCUCCUGUAUUGUAAGGGCCCAGAGAAACAGACUGCCUCAACACACCACAGAACGACUUCUGUUGUACAGAGAAUAUAUGAAAACAAAUGGCAAAAAUGCGAUGGAGUAAACACUAAGCGUUUCGCUUUCUUAAAGUAUGUGGAAAAUAAUGUUUUUGUUUCUAUUUAAUUUUUUGUUUGUUUAUUGAGUGACUUCGUUAGAAUGUCACCUGAUGAUGAUGAUGAUGAUGAUAAUAAAAGACUUGAUAUCUUGAA